Bufo gargarizans (Asiatic toad) is the source of this 1296-nucleotide messenger RNA. It is a transcript of the gene RPL7L1, whose product is annotated as ribosomal protein L7 like 1. Bases 112 to 906 code for a protein of 264 amino acids. Lineage: Eukaryota; Metazoa; Chordata; Amphibia; Anura; Bufonidae. The record is from RefSeq and is a predicted model, not a curated record. Gene Ontology annotation, cellular component: cytosolic large ribosomal subunit. The transcript has 7 exons. Gene Ontology annotation, molecular function: RNA binding; structural constituent of ribosome. Gene Ontology annotation, biological process: maturation of LSU-rRNA from tricistronic rRNA transcript (SSU-rRNA, 5.8S rRNA, LSU-rRNA).
GUAAUCUCGCGAUGCUUUGCCCGGCCUCAACAUGUCGGACUGCACGUGUUUACGGGCGGAAGUGCGCGUUUCUACCUACUUCCGGUUUCCGCUGCUCAUCGGUACAGCACCAUGGAAGCGACAGAACCCCGGAAACUUCCACGUGUCCCCGAGAAUCUUCUGAAGAAAAGGAAGAAAUAUCAGGGUCUUAAGGCAGCGGAGGCCAAGAGAGCUCUAGAGGAAAAGAGAAAGAUUCAGCCGGGAAAGCAGAUAAAAUUUAAACGUCUUGAAAGCUUUGUGAGAGACUCCAGAAGAAAGAUGAGAGACGACUGCAGGUUACGCAGAAUGCAGAUCUAUAAGAAGCAGAUUCCCAACAUUUCCAGCGAGAAGCUCGCCUUUGUAGUGAGAAUUACCGAGUACGUUGCCGUAGUGACACAUGUUGUGUACGCCUUUGUAGUGAGAAUUACCGACAUUCAGGGUGUGAACCAGCACGUGCUCAGAAUCAUCAAAAUCUUUAGACUGGGAAAGAUUUUCUCUGGCGUUUUUGUGAAGCUGACCCCAGAAUCUUUGAAGAUGAUACAAGCGAUUGAGCCGUACGUGGCAUGGGGUAUCCCAAACUUGAAAUCUGUACGAGAACUCAUCUUAAAACGUGGACAAGGAAUGGUGAAAGGCAAAAAGAUGCCUCUAACGGACAACAAUAUGAUAGAAGAGCAGUUGGGGCAAUUUGGAAUCAUCUGCUUAGAAGAUGUGAUUCAUGACCUAUAUUCAGCAGGAAGCAACUUUACAGCUGUAAAUAAGUUCCUGUGCCCCUUCCAGUUGUCUAUAGCCCGUCACGCAGGCAUUAACAGGAAAGGUUAUCUCACUGAAGUUGGCGAUCCUGGAAACCGAGGUGUUGGCAUUAACCAGCUUAUACGAAAGCUCAACUAAAGGCUCUCCUCACACGUUUGGCUCACCAGUGCCCUUUGAAGUGACUUUCAGUGAUUUAUUGGAACAUCGAUAGUUCUACAGGUAUUCAUUCAGAUGCUUCUUGAGCACAGCGGAUUGCUACAUGAAGACUUGUAAGCCAUGGAGCGGCAGGACCCCCCAACUCUUCUGGACAUCUGACUUGUGACGCCUUCAAACUUUAUCUGUCAGAGUAAAUGUACAUUACCUGUAAAGAAUUUGACAUUUUACCUGGACUCAUGCGGCCAUGGACUAUGGUAAAGGAGUACUUUCAUAGUGUAUAUAACAUUAUGUCUGCCUGAUUCACAUGGUAUCAGGAACUUUCUUGAUUUAUUUUUUAUUUUUAUGUAAAUUAAAGUUUAUAUUAUACCUCUA